This is a messenger RNA of Frankliniella occidentalis (western flower thrips), 2019 nucleotides long. RefSeq lists its product as uncharacterized. The transcript is spliced from 6 exons. NCBI's taxonomy places the organism in Eukaryota, Metazoa, Arthropoda, Insecta, Thysanoptera, Thripidae. The coding region runs from base 1 to 1128 and encodes 375 amino acids. The record is from RefSeq and is a predicted model, not a curated record.
AUGCCGUGCCGGACGCUGACGCGCGCGCUGACGGUCCUGGUGUGGGCGCUCUUCAGCACGAGCGCGGCGCUGCUCGGCAUGCUGCCCGUUCGAGGCUGGCUGUGGAGGCCUGACCCCAGGCCGUGGCCGGCCGCGCUCGCGUGGGGCGUGUUCCUGUCCACGUCCAUGUGCAUAACCAUGUACGGCGGCUCCCAAGACUUGCGGUCUACGACGGGCAACUCGGCGUUCAAGUCGGCGAUGUUCGCGUACCACGGCGUGCUGCGGAUGCUGGAGGGGAGCGAGCGCUGCCGGCGCCGCGGCGAGCUGUGCGCCCUGGUGCAGUGCCUGCGCCUAUACUGCGCCUCGCACCCGCUGUCGCCCAGGGGAUGGAGGGCUCUGCUCGGCAUCGCGUUGUUCUGUACGGCGUACGGCGUUUUUAACGGGUUCACGUCCAUGUGGUGGAUCCAGGGUCGCACCUCCGCGUUGGACUUCGAACGCGUGCUGUGGGCCACGUUCAACGUCGGGCUGCAGCUGUACACCCUAACUCUCUCCGGCUUCACGGGGCAGCUCGCGCGAGACCUGCGCCAGGACUGCCUCCGUGCCCUGCGCGCGGCCGGCGCCUGGGUCCCGGACCACAACGGGCACGUCGCGGCCAUGCCCAGCGACGAGGCCCGCCUGGUGUGGCCCGCACGCCGGAGGAGCACAGCCCCGGCCGCCAGGAAGGGUGUCGGUGGCAUGCCGUCGGGGGGGCAGGUCAGCCCCGGGGACAGCCUGGGGGACGCCCUCGACGGCACCCUCAGCGACAGAAUCCGGGACCCCUGGCGUGCGAGCAGCCCUCGCGACCAGUUCUGCUGGCGGCGGUUGCGCGUGCGACACAUGGAGCUGGUCGACAUGGGCUGCAUGGCCUCCGCCAUCACCAGCUGGCAGGUCCUGACCAUGAUCGUCUUCACCGUGACUUACUGUUCGAUCUGCGUGUCGACGACCAUCGGGAGCCUCACCGAGGUGCAGGACGGCCCAGUCGACUACCUUUUGUACAGGAUAAUGCCCCUGCAAGCAGGUUUGGGGCGGCUACUGUUUUUCGUGUUUGCCUGCUACACCUUUCAGCAAGCGGCUCAAGAGGUACCAAAAAUGUCUGUGUUAAGGUGCUAGUUCCUUGAUUGAGCCAGCACGAUCUCUAUUCGACAGCAUGUCAAGCUCGGUCAAGCGUUGCAGGGCUUUCUGGCGGACGCUCCAGAUGUACCGUUCGCAGUAAUUCGUGAGAUUGAGAAAUUUAUCGUUCAAAUUGCUCUUUUGGAUGGCUAUUUCAACGUUCUCGGAAUGUUUCGCCUUGAUAUUAGUGCUAUGAGAACUAUUCUGGCGGCUACUGCGACGUAUCUCUUCGUGCUCACGCAGUUUAGACUGUCCUUGUAUUAGCGAGCAACGCAUCUCUGAUGUGCAGAUGAUUCAAUGUGUUUGCCCGGAGAAGAAAAUAAUUUUGUUUUUAUCAAUAAGUAAUUAUCUAUUACUUAUUCUAGUUAGAGCUAGUCUGCAACGACAAACACUGUGAAAAAUUGUCGUACUGGGUACAGGAGGAUUUUCCAUAAGAUGGCGAGCGGUUACGAUUAGAAAUUGUAAAUUUACAAGCACUGCGUUAUGGACUAUGAAUCGUGUCGAGCAAGAGUGGGAGGUUGUAUACACAUGCACGACACGUUUUAAGUGGUACAUUACAAAAUAUACCGUACAUGUACGAACAGAUUUUUUACUGUGAAGGCGGAUGUGUGUGGCAGUGGCAGGCCGCAGGCCGCUGCUGACUCAGAGACGCUUUCGUCUUGCUGUAGGCAGUUAAUUCCGAUGUAGAAAGUCGACGGACCAUCAUCUGAGAUUAGAUACGGCCGAUCUGAUGAGCCGACGGACUUCUCACGGAUUGCAGCCACGGAUUAGUUAAGGGCAACUCAGGCGCGGUUUUAUUGGUUUUAUUGGGGGGGGGGGAAGCACCCAAAAAAGGGGGCGAGAAAUCAGGGGUCUAGAACACGCUUUCCCGGGUGAAAGUCGAUCGCCCCC